Molecule: messenger RNA, 6694 nt
Organism: Papilio machaon (common yellow swallowtail)
Lineage: Eukaryota; Metazoa; Arthropoda; Insecta; Lepidoptera; Papilionidae
Gene: Tomosyn
Product: syntaxin-binding protein 5
Exons: 27
Coding region: 353-4507 (1384 amino acids)
Biological process (GO): regulation of protein secretion; regulation of exocytosis
Cellular component (GO): cytoplasm; SNARE complex; plasma membrane
Molecular function (GO): GTPase activator activity; syntaxin binding; myosin II binding
Source: RefSeq, a predicted model, not a curated record
CAGCUACCGGGCUAGUAGGCGAACGUCCGCCGCGGUGUCGGUGUGUGUGGUCUGCGUGCGACGUGCGGCGAACGUGCGAGGAGCGAAGUGCGCGUGUGUCGCAGCGUGGCAGCGGCAGGUAUCGAUCGCGGGCGAGACCGCAUUGCCGUACAUUCCGGAGGCGGUGCCUCGGGAGCCGUCGAUCGCGGGGCGGCGCGCGCGUGGCGGCGGAGGCGCCGGCCUGCGCAGAGGCGCGUCGCGGAUCGGUCUCGCGCCCACUCCGCCAAAACCGGGCCGCUGUCCGCCGCGGACGGGUGUGAUGUAGCCGCGGCCGGCACUCGGACAAAGGACCCGCGACGUCUCCGCGUUCGCGAUGAAGAAGUUCACGUUCAAGGGGGUGCUGGACGGGCUGCGGGGCUCGAUGCAGUCGGCGCCGCGCGGCCUCGAGCAAGAGAUCCAGGAGACGCUGCGCCCGGAGCACUUUCAGGUCAAAAAGACGUUCCGGCAUGGGUUCCCUUUCUCACCGACGGCGCUGGCCUGGGACCCGAUACAGAAGCUGCUCGCCAUCGGGGACAAGGGCGGUAACCUUAGAAUUUUGGGCGGGCCCGGUGUGGACGCGCACGUGCGGCACGAAGCUGGCGAGGCGGUGCUCCAUGCGCAAUUCCUGAUCAACGAGGGUGCCCUGGUCACCGCCACCGCUGACGACCAGCUGCACCUCUGGACCUUCCGGCAGAAGUCACCCCAGCGUGUUCAGUCUCUCAAAUUCCAGAGGGAACGAUUUGGCAUUAAACUAACAAGACAGACAAAUGAAAUUAAAGGGAUAACAUGCCUGCACUUACCGCUGCAGUCGAAAUGGGUGCACGUGGGCACAGAACGUGGUAACGUGCACGUAGUCAACAUCGAAACAUUUGCACUUAGCGGUUACGUCAUCAACUGGAACAAGGCCAUCGAAGUGACGAGGCCGAACCACCCGGGCUCCGUGGUAGCCAUCAGUGAGAACCCACUCGAUGCUAGCAAACUGCUAAUAGCGUUCGAGUCAGGUCUUAUAGUUGUGUGGGAUCUGCGGGCGCGCGCGGUUGAAUGGCGCGGGGGUCUGGCGGGCGCAGGGGUAGGGGCGCCAGACGUGCGCGCCGCCGCUUGGCAGCACGACGGCAAGCUCAUGACCGCGCACGCUGACGGCGCGCUCGCCACAUGGACCACGAGAGCACCGCGGCCAUCCACUGUCACAUACCCACAUGCUAAAGCGAAUAAAGAUGGAAAACUGGAACCUUGCAAACCUAUACACAGAUUGGAAUGGAAAACAUCGAGAUCAGGUGAAAGUCUGGUGAUCUUUUCUGGAGGGCUGCCCACGGAUAAAGCGGGGCGCACACACAGCGUCACCGUGCUCAACGGGAAAAGCACCACUGUGCUAGAGAUGGAGCAUAGCGUUGUCGACUUCGUCACACUGUGCGAGAGCCCGCACGCUGCUGACUAUCAAGAGCCUUACGCGAUCGUGGUCCUUCUCCAGAACGACCUGGUGGUGAUCGACCUGCUGUCUCCCGGGUACCCGUGCUUCGAGAACCCCUACCCUAUGGACAUACACGAGUCACCCGUCACCUGUUGUUCAUACUUCGCAGACUGCCCCUCUGACUUGAUCCCCGCGUUCUACUCAGUGGGUCGGCAAGGCAACAAGAAGGUGGCGGGCUUUAGCGAGAAGCUGUGGCCCAUCAACGGCGGCGAGUGGGCGCCCGCCUCCUGCUCAUACAGCGAGAUCAUACUCACAGGACACGCAGACGGCAGCGUUAAGUUCUGGGACGCGAGUGCGGGGACUUUACAAAUUUUAUACAAGUUAAAAUGUUCUAAAGUGUUCGAGCGACGUGGCGGGUGGGAGGAGGAGGGGACGUUGAGCAUCCAGCAGGUGGCGCUGUGUGCGGAGUCGCGGCGGCUGAGCGUGGCGCUGCCGCACGGACAUGUCGUGCUCUUCAAGUUCCGCAAGGCGGAGACCACCGCCGAGACUCACGUGUUAGAAAUUCCAGUAAUAACAGACACGUUAGAAGAGGAGACGUCUCCGGAGCCGGAGGGCAGCCGGUCCGCCUCCUUCAGCCGCGGCGGAGACAGCGCAGAGGGGGAGGGCAGGAAGUCUUGUGGUGGUGUAUGGGCUGGGGGAGCAUUGCGCGUGCGGGGCGGCGCGGGCACGGGCGGGUCGCGGCGCGCGCCCGGCUUCCAGCCAGCACUGGCCGCGCUGCAGCUCGGCCCCCCACACCCCGUCACCACGCUCACUAUUAACUCCUCAUACGGACUCAUGGCGUGGGGCGGCGAGCGCGGCGUGGUGGUGGUGGACAUGUUCCGACGCUGCGUGGUGGCCGCGCUGCCGCCGCACGCGCUCUAUCUGCCCGAACCCGGCGCGCGCCCCCACGACCGGCAGCGCUCGCCCUCGCUGGACCAGCUGGAGGAGACGCACGCGUCGCCGGCCGCCAGCCCCGACCCCGCCCUCGCCCCCGCCCCCGCAGGCCCCGCCCCCGACGACCACGACGACCGCAAACUCGACACCCGAAGAAGGUCCACCUCGUGGAAAACUUUCAACCUCAAACGCCAGCUCUCUAAAGUAGAUCUCAAGUUCAAAUCUGCCUUCACCGUUCCGCCGGAAAACAAUGUGGAUGAAGAAAAGGGAAAUUCGCAAUUUUACUGCGAUCCAGUCGAAAAAUCAGACCCCACCCCUGAAUCCAAUGUGGAAAAUCCGGAGGUGAUCGAAAAAGCCACCGAAGCCACCGAGGAGGACAAAGAUCUCUCCUCGCCUCUGAGAGUUUGCUCCGACGUCUUCGAAAGAAUGCACAAGGAGUUGCAAGAGAAAAGAUCGUCUGAUGUCUACGAUCGGAUGCACAAGGAACUGCAGGAGAGGUGGCAGGAUAAGGAUAACAAUGAAAUAACGCCCGAUCUUUCGCCAUCCAAGCUGGAGGAAGAAAAAGUUUCACGGCCCGACAACCUUCCAUUGUUCGAUGAGGACGGCAAACCGACGAGACCUCCACGGCAGAAAAGUAAGAAGAAAGAGGAGGGGCGGGAGCAAAGGGAGCAGAGGCUGCUGUCGGUGCCCAACAUAAAGUACCGGCAGGAGGCGGCGCGCGAGGCGAGGAAGCGCCAGUCGGCGGGACCGGCGCCCCCGCCCUCCUUCGCCGGCAAUCUCAUGCGGCGCUUCAGAGAUUUUGUAGCGAGCCUUUGCACGAGGAAAGAACCGAACGAUGAGAAACGAACGAACGAAGAAGUUAUAGAAGUGCCCAAUCCGAUAGACAAGCUGGAUAGCUCGUUCUCGCGGUCGCGCUCCAGCAGCAUGUCCAGCCUGGAGAACAUCUCGCAGGAGGGCAUACAAUGCCUGGCAUUCGCUGACAGCUACACCAAGAAAUCAGAUCCAACGGGAUUGGUUCCGACACUGUGGAUCGGCACGUCUCUGGGUUCGGUGCUCACUAUGAUGAUCAGCCUGCCCGAGGCCGACCUGCGCUACACACAGCCAGUCCUCAUCUCCACCACAGGAGGACCUAUCCUAAGGCUAAAGGGUUCUAUUUUAACGAUGUCGUUCCUCGACUGUAAUGGUGCUCUAAUACCGUAUUCAUACGAGAGUUGGAAGGACGACAGUAAAGAGAAUCGUGACAGUCGUGAGCGUCGCGAGCGCACGCCCACUAAGCAGGGGUCGAGCGCGAGCCGAACGAGUCCGACGCCUGGUGCGGGAAGCUCAGGCGACGGCGAUCGUCAAUUCGUGGUUGUGGCUUCAGAAAAGCAAGCGCGUGUCAUCGCUCUGCCCAGCCAGAACUGCGUCUAUCGACAGCAGAUUGUAGAGACAGACUUCGUUGUUAAAUCAGAAACUGUCAGCCUUAAAGACAGCGUGUGUCUGGUGAACUACCUGUCGACGGGUCACCUGGUGGCGUACAGCCUGCCCUCUUUGCGGCCGCUCGUUGACGUUGACUUCUUGCCUCUCUCCGAGCUCAGCUUCCAGACACAGUCCAAACAGAGGGGUAUCGUAGACCCAAUGCUCUCGAUCUGGGGCCAGCAACUCAUUGUUAACGAGGACACAGACCAGAUAGCGAAGACGUUCUGCUUCAGCAACCGCGGGCACGGCCUGUACCUCGCCUCGCCCACGGAGAUACAGAAGUUCACUAUUGACACAGAAUUCUGCCAUCAAAUAAAUGAGAUGCUCGGGGAGCUAUUUUUACCACGGGACAUGCCGGAGGCGCCUAAAGAGGGAUUCUUCAGAGGACUGUUCGGCGGCGGCUCGCGGCCGCUCGACAGGGAGGAGCUGUUCGGUGAGAGCAGCGGGAAGCCCAAUCGUGCGGUAGCGAAGCACAUCCCGGGGGGCGCGGGCACGGCGGAGUUGGGGGCACGUGCCACCGCCGCCGCCAGCGAGGUGUCCCGCGCGCACCAGCUGGUGCUCGAGCGCGGCGACAAACUGUCCCAGCUGGAGGACCGCACCGAGCGCAUGCACUCCCAGGCCGCGGAGUUCUCAACCUCCGCGCACCAGCUCAUGCUCAAAUACAAGGACAAGAAGUGGUAUCAGCUGUGAGCCCCGCACCUCAUCUUUUCUCUUCUCCUAGGGGACGGGACUUUGUGAAGUUCGUGACACGAAUUACUCGCUACGGAAACGUGUGUUGUCGCUCCGGUCCAUCGCAGCCGAUUUAUGGCGUCUAUGUACGAAUCUCUCUUUCAAAAUCUACAAGUGCGGAGUAUUGAUGUCCGAUGCACUUAACUUCCCUAUAAAAUAGUACUUGCAAUGAACUUUUAAAGACAAUUAAGGUAGUAAUAAAAUUAAGGUACACGAUAAAUAAUACAUUUGAAAAAAAAAAUUUGGUAGUUGAUUAAAAUUAACCGAGAGAAGGAGCACAAUUUUCAUAUUCUAACACGUAAGCAAGUUUUCGACUAAGAAGAGCUUAGAACAGAAGAACUUUCGACAGCGUUUCGGAGUUACGCACAACAUUGUUUUUAGUUCAGAACAGAUGUAGAUUAUUCUAGGAACAAACCCACACGUUUGGUCAUCGAUCAUUGCUGUGUAUUUAUUAUCUCUUAAUUCAUUAAUUAAAUAUCAGAUGAUAAAUGAGAAAUAAAUAAAUAUUUUUUUAUUUUAUUAAAAUUAUCGCAUGCGUAUGCAACUUGUUUCGAAAAGAACGCCCUUUCUGCAAUCGUUCUGGCGAUGUGAUAAUGUAUAUAAAAAAUACAAUAACUAACAGAAACUUUAUCUUUUUUAUACCAGAAAUCGAAAUACGAACAUGCAAUCUCUUUGCUCUGAUAUCCCAUUCUUAUUUAAAUCCCUUGUAUAAAAAGACGCGUCUUAAAAUCGCGUUCUAUUUUAAAACGUUGAUAGUUGUUUACGUUUAAAAACGGAGGUUUAUUUUGAAAGUUAAGGAAAUGGGUGAGAUUAUUGUCGCUACAAACGUAACCUGUGACGCGUAGCUGUACAUUUUUAUAGAUACAAACGUAAGGAUAAACUUUAAUAAAUUAAAUGAUAGUUGAUGUUGAACUGUAUAAUGUGAUAAGUUAAUAAAAAUAAAUAAAAAAAUACUAUAAAGAUUGGAAAAUUAAGCAUUGGAUGACAAUAAUUUUUGUUACUAUGCAAAUUUCUUUCGUCCCACCACUUCUCCUACCUUUUUUUCUGUCUUUCUCUUCCCUUUUCGUUCAGAAAUUGUAAAUUAUUUAUACAUUAUGAUACUUUGUCUAUUAUAACUGACGUUAUUUUCUUCAGAGCAUUUGUUAGUAGAGACACGUUAUAUUAAAUUAAUAUUUUAGUUAUGAAUAAUAAAGUAGGGUCCCGGUGCUUGCCGCACAUAACGAGAGCAAUACACGCGCGGGAGCCAGCCGGCGCCCGGCGCAGACCAGACCAAUUCGUGUCGUGUCGGUGUUGCUAGUUAAAAUACAAAAUAAAAUAAAGCGAUAACUAUUAAUAUACUAUAAACUAUAAAUAAAAAAAUAAUUGCACUAUGUAUAUCGCUGAUUAAUAAUAAGUUUGUAGAGAAACUCUCUGUGUAUGAUAAAAAAAAAAUAAAAAACAUUUUAUUGUAUUCGUGUUCUUUAUAAAUAAUUUCGGGCAAUAGAUUAUUAGUUAAUUGGCAUUUCUAAAGUUCAAAAAUAAAUGUUAAGUAGGGUUGCCAACUUUCGGAAACAUAGACACGAAUGCUGACAAUAAAAGAAAACACUAUCCACUUUGAACCGAAAACACAUAGAUGUCAGCUACAGCCCUACAUUUAUCUUUCAUAAAAUAAUAGGAGCUUUUUAAUAAUAUACACAGCCGGAUAAAAAUAUUCAUUAGUCACAUUCAAGCCCUCAGGAGUUAGGAACUUUUGGGCCUCAAAUGACCAUGCAAACACCAAGAAUCCGGGUUAAAUUCGAUGAGUUAGCAACCCUAAUAUUAAGUCAUAUGAUUUACGGUUCGAAUAUCUGUAAAUAAGUACAAAUCAAUUUAUUAAGAAAGGCAACACUAUACAGUGAGUUUCAUCUACGUUAUUUUUAAGUACUGUAGUGAAAAUCGGUGUAUCGUAUGGCAAUAAACAUUUUUAUUAACUAUUUUUGUGUAGGCCACUAAUUACUGGUAACCCUGUGUUGCUUCUCGCUUCUCUAUGCUAUUCCUUUAAAAUGAAUUUAAACAAUUAGAGAAGUAAUAUUAACAAGCUAAAUGAUUAUAUUUGCUUCUUUCAUUUGGGAUGAAUAUUCCCUUUUUAGGUUAGUUUUUUUAUCCUACUUUCUGGAAGAUGAUGGAAGA